AAUACAUCCAUAUUUCCUUUCAAACCCGCUAGAUUUGCAGCUGUGUGCAAAUGUUAAACGCGAUAAUUCAAAACUUUUAAACUAAUUACAAACUUUUCUGAUUGGGCUAAGUGUUGUGAGCAUGUGCCGAUUCUGACAUGUUAUCAAAUUGUUCCAGAUUUUGGAAAGAUUCUUUGAAGUUUACUCUAGAAUGAUAGGAAAGAACAAAGUUGUCAAAUUUUGAGGUUAGAAAUGUUUUUUAUAUGAGUCACAACAACUUUGUUAAGUAUUGAGAAUUGGUGAAUAAUAAUACAAACAUUGGAAAGUGGUGAACUGUUACAUUUGGUGUAUCUAAAAAUUGUUGCAUGUCAUUACUCACUUGCACCACAAAAACUGUGUAAUGCACUGCAGAAUCAACAGGCAGUCGUAAAUUUUUACAAUGGAUCCAAUAUUGGUAGAAGAUUUUGAAGUUGAGGCAUUACCUCAAUCAGUUAAAAACAUUAUUACUUCUUUAGAGCAAUGUGUAACAGAACCUUCUAGAAAUGACAUUCUGGUUGGUGUAAUAUACAUUCUGAUGUUGGAAUAUGGAUUUGUGCCCAAUCAUUGCAAAGACAGCAGUCCAAACCAAGGUUUUAAUUUGAAGCAAUUACUCGAAUAUUCCAAGGAGCUACCUCAAAAUUGGAAGGAACAUGGAAUUUAUACUCUUUGGUUCUAUUUGAAAGGUUACGAACAAAAUCAGUGUAAUAUAGUGUGUUGUCCCUCAUUAGACGAUUUAAUAGUCAAUUGUUAUAUUACAAAAAUAGAAAAUUCAGUGUUUACAAUGUUAGUGGAUAGUUUAUCAUACUUUUCUAGUUCUAAUGUAAAUGCCAGGAGAUUGAAUUUUCAGAAUUUAAAAGGUUUAUCCUUUAAAAUCAAAUCAACUAUCUGCUAUCCGGUAUAUCAAACAAUUCUAAGAAGCCAUUUACGUUUUGACAAAUGUAUGGAGGCUAUGCCAUUUGAACUGAUCUUACUUCUUAAAAAAUAUUUGAGAAAAUUUGACUUCCAAAAUUUUCAAAUAGCUUUCAAUAUUCAAUUUUCAAUAAAUUACACGUAGAACAUCUUACAAAAAUGGAUGCCUCUUGUUAUUAAAUACAGUAAAACCUUGAUAUAAUGGGCUAAUUGGGGGAUGGGGUGUCUGUUAAAGCCGAAAGUCUGUUAUAUAAAAAUAGGUUUAAAAUAAAUCAAAAAACUUUUUUUCAAAAUGUGUAAGUAUCAAUCAAUGCACAAACCAUACAUACUUAUAGACGUUUCACGACCAUGUUAAUCUUUCGGAUCGAAUUAACGCCAUCUCUUGAUUGGAAUGGGAACUAAAAUGACAAAUUUUAGUUAUGUGAGCAUUUCAAAUUAUAAAUUUUGCGGGAUUUUUGAUGAAAUUUCGCAGGAAAUUAAAACAACAGAAAGACAGUUCAAUGUUUUAUUCCAUAUUUUACUGAAAACUUCAAAUAUUCCAAUUUGUUUUUAAAAUGCUAAACACUACUGCUAUGUGUCACGUGAAAGCACUGAUGUGUAUCGACUUAAAUGAAAAUUUUUGAAAGAAUCUUGUAGGAUGAUUGUUUAGUUAGAUAAAUACCUUAUAAUCUUUUACAAACUUCCAAAAAUAUAUAGGUCCGAAAUGUUGAUGACACACUUGCCUAUUGGAAUAAACUGUUUCAGGAUCUAUUAUAUUGUUUUUUUUUAAUGUGGAGAAACACAACACGGGAUGAUCAAUGUAAACUAAAAAUUCUACUCAUAAAAAUGGAGAGGAGGUUAAUACACUUGAUUAAAAUUGUGAUUAAAUCUAAUUAAAAACGUAACACCACUAUAAUAAAAUAAUUAAGCCACAAACUGUAAAAUAAAAAGUAAAUAAAAAUUAAUUUAAUUGUCAACUGUCAGUUGUUAAAUCUGACAAGAGAAUUGACUGACAGCGACAUCUCUUGAUUGGAAUGGUAACUAAUUUGCUGUCUUGACCUUGACAAUUUACGUGAAACGUCUAUGAGUAUGUAUGGUUUGUGAAUCAAUGUAUUACUGUAUUGAGAUAUAAAUAAAAAAUACAAAACACAAACAAAAUUAUAUGUAACAAUUCAUUUUAAUUCACAUUUUGAUUGAUAUUCAUCAUGAAGUGGAACUGAAUCAACUUUUGUUUUGUUUUGUUGUUUAUAAUCAACUGUCUAAAAUUAUGAAAAUGCUUAUAAUCAUGUUGAACUUCCUUAUCUGACAGAUAAUCAAUAAAUCCCACCUCCGCUCAAACAGUGUCAUAAUUCAAAAAAAGCAAAGUAUGGAGAAAACAAUGUUUAAAAUUUGUAUAUAAAAACUGUUAAAAUUAGUAUAAUACAGUCGACUAUCGUUAAUUCGAAACUCGAGGGACUUUUAAAAUAUUACGAAUUAUUGAGUGUUUGAAAUAUCAAAUGGUUCGAAAUUUGUGAGAGAAAAUAAAUAAAACUUCGAAUUA
Diabrotica virgifera virgifera (western corn rootworm) is the source of this 2446-nucleotide messenger RNA. RefSeq lists its product as uncharacterized. Lineage: Eukaryota; Metazoa; Arthropoda; Insecta; Coleoptera; Chrysomelidae. The transcript has a single exon. Gene Ontology annotation, biological process: positive regulation of autophagy of mitochondrion; autophagy of mitochondrion. Gene Ontology annotation, molecular function: protein kinase binding. Bases 419 to 1072 code for a protein of 217 amino acids. The record is from RefSeq and is a predicted model, not a curated record.